Molecule: messenger RNA, 3573 nt
Organism: Chelonia mydas (Green sea turtle)
Lineage: Eukaryota; Metazoa; Chordata; Testudines; Cheloniidae
Gene: TRIM69
Product: tripartite motif containing 69
Exons: 6
Coding region: 238-1764 (508 amino acids)
Molecular function (GO): protein binding
Source: RefSeq, a predicted model, not a curated record
AUGCACCAACGUGGGCAGUUAACACUGUGUUUGUGGGUGGGUGCGGCCUUGGUCAAAGAGUCUCUCUCCAAGGCCCCUCUCAACAGGAGAGGUUUGCUGCAGAUCCUCCUCAUGCCUGGGUUACCCUUGCAGAGAUCUGUGCCCUAGGCUAGGAGGGGGCAUCUCAUUCCAGUCAUUUCCCUUCUGACAGGGUGGUCUUUGCUUGGUAAUUGAUCUAAGACAUUUCCCUCCAGCACGAUGUCAUCUUCCUCCAGCACAAACGUCUCCUCUUCCUCAUGCACUUCUGUAAGUGACAAUGAAAGCAAAAUAAACCUCUUACUUGGCACCAGCUCCUCCGACCUGCCCUCAGGGCCACAAGCUGAAGAUUUCACCAAGGAGUUGACCUGCCCUCUGUGCUUGGAAUGGUUUAAGGAGCCGGUGAUUUUGCCUUGUGGCCACAACUUCUGCAGACCCUGUAUUGAGGAAAUCUGGGGCAGGGCGGAGGUCUGCCUGUGCCCAGAGUGCCAAGCACAGUCCCCGGACAGGCAGUACAUAGGGAACAUAGUGCUGGAAAAACUAGUGGAAAAGAUCAAGGGCUUUCACGUAGGGAAAUGCCAGCAGAAGUGCAGCAAACAUGGCGAGCCUCUCAAGCUCUUCUCGAAGAUGGAUGGGAAACUGGCCUGCUUUCUCUGCAGAGAUGCCCAGAAGCCUGAAGAUCAAAGCUCCCAAUUCCUACUCCUCCCAGAUGCUGUGCAGCUCUAUGUGGAAAAGCUGAUCUCCACCAGAACUCAGCUGGAGGCCACUGUGCAGGAAUUAAAGACUCUGAAGAAUGCCCAGCAAGAGAAGAUCUCUUGUCACAAAGAGAACAAAUUUCAUCUUCAGCACCACAUCUCCUUAGAGUUUCUGAAGCUCCACCAGUUCCUGCAUGGAAGGGAGAAAAGAUUAAUGAAUGAGCUGCAAGAGGAGGGGAAAAUCUUCCUCCAAGAAAUGGAGGCGAAUCUAAACAAGCUCCAGGAAAAGUGGCAGCGAGCCAAGGAGACAGUGUUACGCAUUCAGUCCCUGCUCUACCAGCACAGUUCUAUCGACUUCCUUACAGGCAUAAAAACCUUCAUGGAACACUUGGAGCAAAAAGCAAGCACCUUAUCUCUGGGUGCACUUGUCUGUCGUGAACUAAGCCUGGGACAGUUCAAGGGUCCGAUUCAGUACACUGCAUGGAAGGAAAUGAAAUCCAUCCUCAGACCAGGUCUUUCCUUGGUGAUUCUGGACCCGAAGACAGCGCAUCCAAACCUCAUUCUCUCUGAAGAUCUGCGCUGCGUGAGACAUGAUGACACAAAGCAGAUGCUCCCAGAUACCCCAGAGAGGUUUGAUUCCAGUGUUGCUGUCCUGGGGUCUGAAGGAUUCACUUCAGGAAAACAUUAUUGGGAAGUGGAGGUGGAGAACAAGACCAAGUGGACUUUGGGGGUGGUCAAAGAGUCCAUCAACCGGAAAGGGAACAACACAUUAUCACCCAGGGAUGGAUACUGGCUUAUAAGGCUCAGGAACAGGAAUAAGUUUAAAGCUUUGGAUAUACCUGCGAGGGGUCUGACCCUGAGCACUAGCCUGUCUAGGAUUGGGGUGUAUCUGGACUAUGAGGGGGGACAGGUGUCCUUUUAUGAUGCUAAUAAGAUGUCCCAUAUCUACACUUUCAUGGACACUUUCACAGAAAAGCUUUACCCAUACUUCUGUCCCUGCUUGAAUGACUCCAGUGAGAACAGUGAACCCCUGAAAAUCUUCUUCAACAUGUAGGAGCAGAUUUGCUGAUGCCUCCCCCUGUGAAUCAGGUUUCCCUAGACACCAGUAGAUCUGAAACAAGGCUCAUAGAUUUAGUAACCUAUGUUACUAAAAAUGUGUUGAAUAUAGCAGGGUGUGUCCCUUCCAACACACCCAGUAUCACAAAUGCUGUUUGUAGCACUUGCCUCUGAUGGUUUCUUAGGGUUUUCCAGGUUUAGGGGCAGGAGGCUGGGGAGUGGGGAGUGUUUCUGGUAGUGGCUUGGUGGGCGGUUGGGACUUCUGCCAUGAGUGAGUCCUGAUUCAGUCUCACUAUAUUUUGUUGAUGGAAAACGUUCCUGAGGCCUGGCAAAUACUCCCCACUUGACCAGUUUCACUGGCUGGGACAGGAUCCAUUGGGCUGGGAUCCUGAAAGUGUGGAAGGUGAGUUGAUCUAGUCCAGGCAGGACUGGGUAGGAAACCAGAAGGGAGCCAGAUCCAAGAGUGCAAUAGAGCCAGCUGCAGGGAAGGGUGGUAUUUGGGCUGGGCUGUCUCCAGGGGGUUGCCUGAGGGCAAUGGAGUUGGGGUAUUGGGGGGAAGGAGCUGAGGAUGAGUAUACCUUUCUUCACUUGUUCUAAGGGUUAAGGAGAUCCUCUUAGGCAAGGAAAGGGUCAACAUUUCCCCUCUAAAUAAAACAAGCUGAAAUGGCCAAGGCUGGGAGAGAAUGUGCAUUGGGACUCCUUGAGUGUAAAAGUUGCUCUUUUAAACCAAAUUUUAUUCCAUUCAGUCUCCUCUUGUCCACUACAAACCAGUAUAGAACUCUGCAUAGCAACCUAUACAGAUAGAUUUGUUUUAAAAUAAUACAAUUAGAAGGCGGCAGGAGCAGAACCUAAUGCAAAGACCAGCAGUGAAUUUCUGACAGCUGCACAGGCUAUUGCUAAACACAAAAAGUAGCAAAUGGAGACCAAGAACCGUACUGAAGUUUGAACAGCUAAGAGGUCACCGAAGUCCACUGGCAUGAGCCAGUUUUUUAAAGGAAUUUAAAAGGACAUCUUUUUUCCCAUGGAAACAAUCUUAAGGGACAAGUGAGGAGCACAGAGGAAGUCAAACCAUGGCAUGACUAAAAUACAGGGCAAUGAGAAGUGGUUUGAGCAUUGGCCUGCUAAACCCAGGGUUGUGAGUUCAAUCCUUGAGGGAGCCAUUUAGGGAUCUGGGGUAAAAAUUGGGGAUUGGUCCUGCUUUGAGCAGGGGGUUGGACUAGAUGACCUCCUGAGGUCCCUUCCAACCCUGAUAUUCUAUGAUUCUAUGGUAUAGAAAAAAAACAAGUUCACUUGAGGCCUGACCCUGUUCUCAUUAAAGUCCAUAUCAAAACUCCCAUAGAGCUCAGAGGGUGCAGAUCAUGGCCUAGGCAACUCAGAAUUUUAGAGCCCUCUAAAGAAGUGUGGAAAUAUUGGAGAAUAUGUGAAAAGUGAAAAUGUCCAGAUUCCGGAGAUCUAUGAAGGAGCAGAAGUCCUUGAUCUAACUAGAGCCACCUGUCAACACAUUACAAUCUUGUAGUCAUUAACAUUCAAGAAGCCCCUACAUAUAGAGCAUUGCUUUAGGGUAGCAGUUUUAUUAAAUCUUAAGGACAAAGAAAUAAUCCUCACCCCUAAAAUUGCAAGAGGAAGUUAAAGUGGACCCCUAAAUUUCUGCCAUGAAUACUUGGUUUGAUACAAGGACACAUCUUGUAACAACAACAAAACAGGGCAACAAAAAUGAUUAGGGGUCUAGAGCACAGGACUUAUGAGGAGAGGCUGAGGGAGCUGGGAUUGUUUAGUCUGCAGAAGAGAAGAAUGAGGGGGGAUUUGA